Didymodactylos carnosus is the source of this 903-nucleotide messenger RNA. NCBI's taxonomy places the organism in Eukaryota, Metazoa, Rotifera, Eurotatoria, Philodinida, Philodinidae. The record is from the annotation of a GenBank genome assembly.
AUGAUUCUACUGGAGGUACAUAAUCGAAUAAUAGAAGAAAUAUUAACAACGCAAAUAGAGACAUUCUUACGCAAAGAAAAACUUAAUGAAAUAAGAACAAAGAUUGUUGAUUUUGAUGGUGUUUUAUAUUAUAUUAAAAGUUCUCGAGAUAAGCCUUUAACUGUUUCAAUCAAACUGAAGUUUUUUCGUGAUUUAGAACAACAUGGAAUGGAUGAAUUACUUCGUCGUGAAUACGGUGAUUUAUUAGUGGCUCCAGAAGACGAGUACAAUGUGACAUUAUCGAUAGAUUUCAGUACACAAUUACCCGCAGAGGAUUGGCAAGCAUUAGUGAGAAAAGUGGCAAUGUUAAAACGAAAUUGUUUUGCGGCUGUAUUUGAGAAAUAUUUUGAAUUUCAAUCGAAACAAGAAGUUGGUCACAAACGGGCUGUUAUUCAUUAUCGUGAUGAUGAAACAAUGUAUGUUGAUGCAUCGGCCGAUCGUGUCAUUGUUAUAUUUAGUACAGUAUUCAAAGAUUCUGAUGAUAAUAUUAUUGGAAAAGUAUUUAUGGAAGAGUUCAAAGAACGAAGAAGAAAUUUCCAGCAAGCACCACAAGUUUUAGUAAAUUAUCGAACACCACCAGAAGAAUUAAAAGACAUGAAAGAUGCUAGAGUGGGAGACAAUAUUGGCUAUUUGACAUUCGUGUUAUUUCCACGACACACAAAACCAGCUGCACGUGAUAACACAAUAAACUUAAUACAUACACUACGAAAUUAUUUUCAUUAUCAUAUUAAAUGUUGUAAAGCCUAUCUUCACUCUCACAUGAGACAAAAGACAAACGAAUUCUUAAAACGACUUCAAUUAGCUAGACCGGAGGUGAAAAAGAAUUUCAAAAGAGGAGCAGCAGCGGGAGACGGUAUAGAAUGA